Molecule: messenger RNA, 820 nt
Organism: Corticium candelabrum
Lineage: Eukaryota; Metazoa; Porifera; Homoscleromorpha; Homosclerophorida; Plakinidae
Product: zinc finger MYM-type protein 1-like
Exons: 1
Coding region: 8-676 (222 amino acids)
Molecular function (GO): protein dimerization activity
Source: RefSeq, a predicted model, not a curated record
UCUAGAAAUGCCUCGUUUGGCUCGAAAACGGAAAGCAUCUGAGCGCUUAGAGUGGGGAAGAAGUGAACCAUAUUAUCCAGCAACGCCAAAAGACCAGUUCAGAAUGACUGUUAACGAACUUGUUGACACGAUGAUAAUGGAGUUGAGAGAAAGAUUUAACGAAAACGAUUAUGACGUUCUCACUGCUGUAGAGACUCUUUUAGCAGAUGCCUUGACAGAGACCAAACCAAACUUGAGUCUUCUUCAGACAGCUUGUCAGUUUUAUAGAAGUGAUUUUGACUAUUCCCGUCUACACCACCAGCUUACUGUCUUCUAUGGUGAAAUAAAGGCGAUAGCAUCUUCUCAUGGAAAAAGACAAAUAGAGUCCGAUUUACCGGCAAUACAGCAUAUUAGGCAGCUGUUUGCUGGAAAGGGUCUUAGAGACAGCUAUCCAGAAGUUUUAAGGCUUUUGCAAAUAUAUCUGGUAGUUCCAGUCUCAUCAGCAGAAUCUGAGCGUUCCUUUUCUACUCUCCGUCGUCUAAAGACUUGGCUUAGGAGUUCUAUGGAAGAAGAAAGACUUGCAGCUCUGGCCUUACUAACAGUUGAGAGAGAAGAGGUAUUGAAGUUAGAGGAAGCUAUUGAUGAACUCAUAGAAGAGUUCUGUGCAAGAGGAAACCGCAGGAUGAUUUUUCAGUAAAUAGGUGCUUGUUUAGUCUGCUCCAUACUGUAUAUAUGUAUACGAGUAAACGUAAUACUUUGUGGUCUGCAUUGUUGCUACUAAUACAAUUUUUGUCAAAGGGGCGUGUCAGUGUUCGGGUAUUUCAGCCCCCCCACUUCCAAU